AUGGCAGAAUCCUUAUCAUGGGAGCAACUCAAUUAUCCGGUACAGGAUUGGAUCCAGAGGGCGAUAGAAGUACUAGGAUUUGAUGCUAUGACGCCAGUUCAAGCAUCUACCAUACCACUGUUUUCACGGAAUAAAGAUGUUGUUGUGGAGUCGGUUACAGGGUCAGGAAAGACCGUUGCUUUUGUAGUUCCAAUUUUGGAAAGAAUCAUCUCAGAUGGCGCAAAUUCCACUGCGUUCAAGAAAGGCCAUUUUCAUUCAUUGAUCGUCACACCUACUCGUGAGUUAUCAAAUCAGAUUCAGUCAGUGAUCCAGUCGUUCUUGGAUCACUACCCGGGCGAUUCAUAUCCUAUAAAGUCUCAACUUCUAGUGGGCACAAGCCAAAAAACUGUGAGAGAUGACGUUACAAAAUUCCUUGAAGAAAGGCCGCAAAUUCUAGUCGGAACACCAGGGAGGGUCCUAGACUUUUUACAGAUGCCAUCCGUUAAAACAUUAUCAUGUAAUAUGGUAGUUCUUGAUGAAGCAGAUCGGCUUCUAGACAGUGAUUUCUUCAAAGAUGUGGAAAAAAUAUUACGAACACUACCGAAGCAAAGAAGAACUGGUCUUUUCUCGGCUACUAUUAGCGAAGCUGGUAAUCAAAUUUUCAAGACAGGUCUAAGGAACCCAGUUAAAGUCACAGUGAACUCGAGUAAAAAAGGGCCGGCAUCUUUAGGUCUUUUCUAUACGGUGAUUGACCCUCAGGAAAAAUUACUACAACUGAUCAACAUUUUGAACAACUACAAAUUCAAGAAGUGCAUCGCUUAUUUCCCUACAUGCAUAUCGGUGACAUUCUUUUACUCUUUCUUGCAAUACUUGCAAAGAGAGAAGAAACUUUUGAGCGAUGAAGUCAUGGUUUACUCGCUACAUGGAAAGCUACAGACAGCCUCAAGAAUGAAAACACUAGAAAAUUUCACUGAUACAGUUAAUAAGGCUGUGUUAUUGACGACUGAUGUGGCAGCCAGAGGGAUUGAUAUCUCUGACGUUGACUUAGUUGUGCAGCUGGACCCGCCAACAGAUACAAGCGUACUUCUACACAGAUGUGGGAGGACAGGAAGAGCGAAUAGAAUUGGUAAAGCGAUCACUUUUAUAAACGAGGGCAGAGAAGAGGAUCUUAUUCCAUUCCUGGAAGUGAAAGAUGUUCACUUACAAAAGAUGACACUGAAGAAAGAUGAAUUACUUAAGGAAGGAAUUUAUGAAGUGUUUAAAGAAUGGAUAUUGCAGGAUAGAGCAAGGUUUGACCUUAGCGUUAGAUCUUACGUUGCCUUCAUCAAAUAUUACUCAAAGCAUUCAGCCAGCUCAAUUUUUAGACUUCAAUCACUAGAUUAUGUGGGUUUGGCAAAAAUGUAUGGUUUAUUCCGUUUACCCCGGAUGCCUGAGAUAACGAAAUACUUCAAGAGCGAUACGAUCAAAGAUGGAUGGCUCGUCGACCAGCCCAUCGACAUGGAUCGUUUUGCGUAUAAGGAUAAGAAACACGAGGCUGCAAGAUUGGAAAAACUGAAGGACCUGGAGAACAUAAAAGACAAGAAGAAACUCAAAUUCGAGCUGAAGAAGAAAAACAUGGCAUGGUCCAAUAAGACUGAGAGUAAGGAGACAAAGGCCGAGAGGAAGAUGAAAGUUGAAUUGAAGAGGAAAGCGAUUGAAGAACAAAUUGAAAAGGAAGAAGGAAAUGCACGAGACGAAGUUACCGAAGAUUGGAAGGAUAUAGUGCUGAAGAAUAAAAAGAGGAAACAGAUGCAGAGUAGCGGUGGAAUGCAGGGAAGUUUCGAUGACUUGUGA
Molecule: messenger RNA, 1812 nt
Organism: Torulaspora delbrueckii
Lineage: Eukaryota; Fungi; Ascomycota; Saccharomycetes; Saccharomycetales; Saccharomycetaceae
Gene: SPB4
Product: ATP-dependent RNA helicase SPB4
Exons: 1
Coding region: 1-1812 (603 amino acids)
Cellular component (GO): nucleolus
Molecular function (GO): ATP binding; nucleic acid binding
Source: RefSeq, a predicted model, not a curated record